This is a messenger RNA of Sabethes cyaneus, 6135 nucleotides long. It is a transcript of the gene Sulf1, whose product is annotated as extracellular sulfatase SULF-1 homolog. The record is from RefSeq and is a predicted model, not a curated record. The transcript has 10 exons. Bases 574 to 5052 code for a protein of 1492 amino acids. Lineage: Eukaryota; Metazoa; Arthropoda; Insecta; Diptera; Culicidae. Gene Ontology annotation, molecular function: N-acetylglucosamine-6-sulfatase activity; glycosaminoglycan binding.
GAUAAUCCGGCAGUCAACGCACGCACAAUCGGCUUCUAAACGUGAACGACAAAUGAGUUGCUUGAGUGGAACGGGGACCCGUGCGAUAGUUUUUCUAUAUCUAACGCUGUGAGCUGUGGGAAACAGAGCAGCAGAGAGUGCUGAGUGAGGGAAGUUGGUGGGAAUUGUGCUGUGCUUUGUGUGGGGCUUGCAGUCAGCCAGUGGUGCACGUGAAAGGUGAAGGACGUGGACGGCUAAAGUCGAGCACAUAAUGCCAUUAAUCAAGUUGAUUAUUAUUAUGAAUGUAAUUAAGUGGAAAAUGUUUGCAAACGAAGAGGAAAUAUUUUAAUAACUCGAAGAAAUCGAGAAGUGCUUUUCUGGAGUCUGUCGAGUAAGAGGCCGCCAGCGCCAGCCGGAGACGACGCCGGUGUGACCGCGUGCGGUUGGUGUUUUUAUUACCGCCCUUUAUACACCGGUGCAAGUGACUGUGAUAUUUAUAGGCGACACCAACAGCUGGUGUUGUUCCGACCGCAGGGCAAAGUAUAUAUCUCAGCAGUGCGUGGUGAAGUCAAGUGUGCCCAAGGAGAAAACGCGAUGGCGCUUCGUUGGCUCGAGCUGUGUGUUAAAUUUAGAUUAGUGUUAAUAGGUUUUAUUGUUGUAAUUUAUUUUGUGAGCAUAGUGACUGCCGGUGCCGGUGGGGGUGGUUCCGCCGCGGCGUCAUUCGUCGAGGAUGAUUUCCAGCUGGGCGGCUACCAUCCGAAUCCGUACCAGUCUAGAAGGCGUCACCAUUUCCGCGAAGGUCACCAUCGAAGGUCUCCUUUCAGGCGGGCUCGUGCUCCGCACGAUGGACGCGGAAGGGUAAAGAAAAGUGGAGUCGUCGAAGGCAUUUUAGCUCAGGAUGGACCCAUGAAUGACAUCAUCCGGCAGGCACGCGAACGGAAGCCAAACAUAAUUUUAAUUCUGACCGAUGAUCAGGACGUCGAGUUGGGAUCGCUCAAUUUCAUGCCCCGGACUCUACGCUUGCUUCGCGAGGGUGGAGCCGAGUUCCGUCAUGCCUACACCACCACUCCGAUGUGCUGUCCGGCGCGGUCUUCCAUCCUGACUGGAAUGUACGUUCACAAUCACAAUGUCUUCACCAAUAAUGACAACUGCUCAAGCACCACUUGGCAGACGACACACGAAACGCGCUCGUUUGCGACCUACCUCUCGAAUGCCGGCUACCGAACCGGGUACUUUGGAAAGUAUCUGAACAAGUAUAAUGGUUCGUACAUCCCGCCCGGCUGGCGAGAGUGGGGUGGUCUCAUCAUGAACUCCAAGUACUACAACUACAGCAUCAACAUGAACGGACAAAAGAUUAAGCACGGCUUCGAUUACGGUAAAGACUACUAUCCGGACCUGAUCGCUAACGAUUCGAUUGCGUUUUUACGCCAGAGCAAACAUCAGAACCACCGGAAACCGGUUCUGCUGACGAUGAGCUUCCCGGCACCGCACGGACCGGAGGAUUCGGCUCCGCAGUACAGCCAUCUGUUCUUCAAUGUGACCACUCACCAUACACCCGCCUACGAUCAUGCACCGAAUCCGGACAAACAGUGGAUUCUGCGGGUGACUCAACCGAUGGCACCGAUCCAUCGCAAGUUUACCGAUCUGUUGAUGACGAAACGGUUGCAGACGCUCCAAUCGGUGGACGUCGCCGUCGAACGGGUCUACCAGGAGCUGAAGGCCCUCGGCGAGCUGGACAAUACCUACAUCAUCUACACCUCGGAUCACGGGUACCAUCUGGGGCAGUUUGGCCUGAUCAAGGGUAAAAGCUUCCCGUUCGAGUUCGACGUGCGAGUUCCGUUCCUGAUGCGAGGCCCCGGGAUCGAACCGGCCAGUGUGGUUGACGAAAUUGUGCUGAAUGUGGACCUGGCGCCGACCUUUUUGGAUAUUGGAGGGGUGGCUCCGCCACCGCAUAUGGACGGAAGGAGUUUCUUGCCACUGAUACUGAAUAGGCAUAGGAACGCAAUCGACAAGUGGCCCGACACGUUUCUGAUAGAAAGUUCGGGUCGGCGGGAGACUCCCGAGCAGAUGCAGGAACAAAGGAUGAAAGCAGCUGCGGCACGAUAUAGUGCUCGAAUGAAUGGCGCUAAUGGGACGAUGAUUACUGCGGAGCAGUUGGAACGAGAUAAGGUGGCUCCGCUAGAAGCUGUAACCGAAGCCGACAGAAGGGAAGAGGUUACGCUCGAUUUUGGUUCGCACGAACAUGACGAUGAUGAUGAGGAUCACGAUAGUGAACAUGAAGAUGAUGAACUUCACGCGGAAGAAGCUGAUUCGGAACCAUCGGACAUCCGUCAGGAUCACGAAGAUUAUGUUAUCGACCACCAGGAGGCUCUGCACUUUGCAGUUAGUGAAGCUCAUCAUGACCCGCUGGACAACCACCUGCCGAUGACACCGUACCGGUCGAAAAUGGAACGCCUAAACAACGAGUGCUCGAAUCCGUCGCUGCAGCAAAACUGCGUCGCCGGCCAGAAGUGGCGCUGCGUUAGUGAAGAUGGCCGCUGGCGGCGGCACAAGUGCAAAUUCCACCUGCAGCUGCAGAACCAUCUGGCCGAGAUUAACAAACUUUCUAGUCAAAACAAGCGCAAUUGCGCCUGCUUCACCCCGGAUGGGCUGAUCUACACCAAGAUUAAGUCCAAGCGGGACAACAAACAUCACAGCAUGCUGCUGAGCCGCGGAGAGGGCGGCCACCGGGGACGGCGACAGAAACGGGACGUGUCCUCCCACGAGGAGUUGUUUUUCGAAGCUAACCCGGAGAUGGUGGAACUAUUGCGAGUUGUCAGGUCGGUAGUGGAGUUGGAAAAGGAGGUAAAAUCUAGUCAUACUAACGGAAGAAGCAAAAGAGACACUACGGGAGGCAAUCAGAUCGAAAGUGUGAUUCGGGAACUGCAGAACACGCUGCGAGAAAUUGAGGGAAACUUUGAGAAAAGUUCGGUGUUGAAGAAGAACAAUCAAUCACUGGAGAACGAUGAGGCUGGAACAGGAACGAAAUGCUUUGUGACAGUCGUUGGUAAGGUAAACUGUUCGAACAUUAUUUAUGAGGACGAAAACAGCUGGAAACGCAGUCGAACUCAGGUGGACAUGUUGAUUAGGGUGCUGAAAAACAAAAUCAACGAUUUGAAAGAUAUUAGAAAACAUUUAAAGGAGCACAAACCGUCCAGUUUUCGCGAUGAAACAGAGGAUGGUGAUGAAGAGCACGAAGAAGACAAUCGUAGCCUAUCGGUGGAGACAGACUUUGAAACUAGUGCCACUUUGGGCAGUUCAACAACGACAACACCCGUUCCGAUGACGUCGACGGCGUUUGUGGAAAUUGCGGUCUUUAGGAAGGAUCAUUUCAAUCGCACCGGUUUUGGGAAAAGACCUCGACCUAACGGAGCGUUCCGGCGCCGAACGAAACCAGCACCGCGGACGGAGGACGAUGAGGGACCCCUCAUCGAUAUGAGUCUUUUUGAUACCACCAGCAAUCGCGAAGAAGUUUCACCGGAGCUGGCUUCCGCCGGCGGUCGAUCUAGUCAACAGAGGCAAAGAAAUUACGGGCAAGCUUCCGGUGCUAACGGUAAGCAUAGAAAUCGUAACCGAAUGGAGUUUCAACCUAUUGGAAGUGUGACAACGGACGUAACUAGUACCGUUAGUACUAGUACUACUUCUACUUCUACUACUACCAGUACUUUGGAACCGAUUACAACAGCUGAUUAUGAUAGAAGAAAUGAGGCGGGAUCAAUGAGUACUACUACAAGAAACAUACUGGAGAUCACUGAGGAGAUACUUCAAUCCAUUUCGAAUACUACCAGUUCGUUUGAACAUGACAAAAGUGCCGUCGGUUUCGUUUCAACAGUGCUGGAAGAUUUGAAGGAAGGUUCCAGUACUUUCUUGCCGCUUCUGACGGAAACUUCCACUCCAGGAUCGCCGAUGGGAACAACUCUGGUGCACACGGAAUCCUCCACACCGGAAGAGGAGGUCUCCUCGUCCUCGUCGUUCUCUCCCUCCAUUCAUGUCGCAACCACACCAAAAAUGACAACGGUAGCCAACGAAAUCUUCGCCAUCGAUGCCAUCAGCCACAAUCAAAUUCCGGUAGUGAAAAACGAUGCCACACUGCUGCCGGCGGCCGAGUGCUACUGCGAACCGGAAGUGCAAGGACCGAUGACGAACGAACGGGAGCUAGCGCGGGAGACGCGUCGUCGCCUGAAGGAGGAACGCCAGCGGAAGAAGGAACGCAAACGACACCGCAAGGCGAAGCUGGAAAAGGAAUGCCUCUCGGAGCGGAUGAACUGCUUUAGCCAUGACGCGAACCACUGGCGAACGGCACCGCUGUGGGACGACAAACCGUUCUGCUUCUGCAUGAACGCCAACAACAACACCUACUCCUGCCUGCGAACCAUCAAUCAGACGCAUAACUUUUUGUACUGCGAAUUCACGACCGGAUUGGUGACCUAUUAUAAUCUGAGAAUUGAUCCAUUUGAGACCCAAAACCGUGAGUCUUCGCUCACCUUGGAGGAGAAGACGGUGCUACACGACACGUUGGAGUACAUGAAGAGCUGCCGCGGUAAGAGCUGCACACUGGCACGGCAUCACCAGCACGGUGGUGGUGUGAUUGGAGGACAAACCGAUGGUAAUCUGCUGAUGCCGGUGGUUAAUGGACGGCUGCCGGGUGCUAGUGGGGCAGGAACCGGAAAGCGAAAGCAUCACCGGGAUCCCGUUGGAGCCGCCAAUGGAAAUAUUCCCGUUCACUUCUCGGAUUUUGAUGCUUUGCAGAACAACACCCCAAAGAAAAAGAUUAAAUGGAGCAAACGAAAACAACACUGGCAACAACCACAGCAGCAGCAUCCACAGCAACAGCAACGACACGGUACGGGUGGUGGCCACCAUCAUCACGAACAGCAGCAACCGAUGUUCCGCAGCGGUGGAGAGCAUUAUCCUAGUCAGAGUAACGAAUUUCACACCGCUGCCGGUGGUGGUGUCGGAUUUAACGGCAACGGUUCGAAACGAAACCGCACCAGCCGGCGGCCCAUUUGGAGGAGUACAAUUUACACCGCUUGAAUUGCGCCAAUUGACACGGCGACCGAGAAUCUCCCAGUUUGUGAAAGCUUGCAGUGUUCGGUUCUGUUGGUAUACACUGCUUAAAUGGUACACUUUCUGGAAGGCAAACUGCAGCUCAGAAGUGUGCUAAGUAUUGCUUGAACGUACAAUUAGUUGUUCACCGCUCGAAAUCCGCAAACCGCAUACAAAUGACUGAUGUAUAAAUUUUAUUCCCGUGUUUCCGAUUUCGAGUUGUAUACAUGUUUAAAUAAUGUAUGUUUUUAAAUUAGUUUUCGUAGUUGCCUUUGUUCAUUGAUUGUUGAUAAAUUAUGUCUUCAAAUUUCACACGUACUAUCUAACUAUUUACUACUAUCCUAACUAUAAACUACUACUACUAUUACUAUGUACUAUCGUAGCAGGAAUUUUGUUAGAUUAGGUCACUGCCAUUCCACAGUUCACACACAAGGCAUGAAACGGUUGCGCAAAGAGGAACGUUUAUCGUCUAUUUAGUUGGAGGCUGUUCAAUGCCAAAAAUCUAGAACGCACGAGACCCGUGCGGACAAACAAACAUAUAACAUUUGCACAAAACUAGGCUUUUCGAGUGUAGAAGAAUAAGACAAACUAAACCAGAUAUUAUUAUUAUUAUUAUUGUAUCAGCAUAAACCAGCAUUGCAGAGGGGGUAGUUGAACAAACACAAAAAACCACUCAACAAUCAUUAUAUUUAUUAUUGACAAAGAAAACAAUUUUUGAAAAAAAAUUGUAGCCAUUCUCCAGUGACGGGGAAAUCCAAAUGAAAGUUAAAGUAAAAUGAAGGAAAGUGAAGCGACAACGUUCAAAGUGAAGUUCGUUUGUUUCGAACCAGAAACACCGGCAAAUCGCGUAGUAGGGCCCUAAGGUAAAUAAGAAAGGUAAUCGAAAGAGCUAAACCAUAGGGUAGAGGGGCGGAGGAGCCUAUUUAGCAAAAAUCAGAAGUAUUUAAACUCUGUAUUAGCGUGAUGGUGAUGGUGCCAGUUUGCUUUCCGCUUCAUUCUAUCACCGCCAAUUGGGUUGGUAGUACUCAGGAAGCUAACUGUCGCUGUUGCCGUUGUGGCAUCUAAAUAAAA